Messenger RNA from Caenorhabditis elegans, 4617 nucleotides. RefSeq names its product Peroxidase (gene T06D8.10). The coding region runs from base 9 to 4481 and encodes 1490 amino acids. The transcript has 12 exons. NCBI's taxonomy places the organism in Eukaryota, Metazoa, Nematoda, Chromadorea, Rhabditida, Rhabditidae. Gene Ontology annotation, biological process: response to oxidative stress; cellular oxidant detoxification. The record is from RefSeq and is marked reviewed. Gene Ontology annotation, molecular function: peroxidase activity; heme binding.
AAGAAGCCAUGAGACGGCAUGGACUCUACCUAUUAGUGUUCGCCUUCGCCACGAGCCAUGCAUCGAAUAUUCCGUGCGGAAAAUCUUUUAUUCCUUGCGAGAAUGACAUACUCAACCAUCAACAAGGAUUGAGUAUUGAUGACGCUCCAUUCGUCUCACAUCGAGUCCCUGAUGGUCUUCUAUUUGUGGCCGCCAAGGAAGGAGAACGAGAGUCUACAAAGCUCUUCGAUUUCCGUGACGUGGCAUUCCAGUACUCUGGGCACCCGUUGUCAACUUCUACUUCUCAGUUUACGAGAAUUCAUAAAGCAGACAAGAAGGCCUCAGAUCGUAGCAGAUCUGCAUUUACUUCCUUGGCAAUCACCAAGAGAUUGACAGCACUAGGACUCCGCGAACGAGAGCUAAAGUACGGCAUCCCACCGAACCAAAUUUCCUCAACAAUCUCCAACUGCCCAAUUCCAACAAUCGAUCAUUGCUUUGCCACCAAUUACCGAUCAUUUUCUGGCAUUUGCAACAAUGUUGCGCGUCCGGAAUGGGGAGCAUCACACACGCCGAUGGCAAGAAUCGUAAGACCGGAUUAUGCUGAUGGGGUGUCUGAACCUAGAGCUGCUGCAGCCAGCAAACCUCUGCCAUCAGUACGAAGCUUGUCAUUGACAAUUUUCACACCACGAGGAGAGGUUCAUUCUGAUGUAACUACUAUGAUGGGCCUCUGGAUGCAGUUGAUCGCUUCUGACAUGGUCAACAUUGUCCCAUUCCAAGCCGUCAACGAGGGCACCUCAUCUGCAUUGCCAUGUUGCAAACGAGGAUUUAAUCACUCUGAAUGUGAUGCCAUUGACAUACCAGCUGCUGAUCCAGCAUACAGAACUAGACUGAACUGUAUCCCUCACGCACGAUCGAUAAUCGCUCCACGCGAGGCAUGUCGGCUGGGGCCAAGAGAACAAGCAAAUUUUGCAUCUUCUUAUCUUGAUGCUUCAUUCAUUUAUGGAUCCAACAUGGAAAAAGCGAAACAAUUGAGAACAUUCCGUAAUGGUCAACUCCGAACCGCUGGAAGCAUCGGAGAGCUCCCGGCUACAGACGGAACACUUCAAUGUCAGGCUACCCAUUCUCGAUGUGCUUUAUCUGGAACUGAUGAAGUCAACAUCCUUCCGAGUGUAGCCGCCCUUCACACAGUUUUCAUUCGACACCACAACAGAAUUGCUGACAACUUAAGAUCUAUCAAUCGUCAUUGGACCGACGACAAACUUUACGAGGAGGCGAGAAAAAUCGUGGCUGCUCAAGUACAACAUAUCACUUACAAUGAGUUUUUACCGGUUCUGCUGGGAAGGGAGAACAUGAGAAACUAUGGAUUGAACCUUCACUCUGCUGGAUUUGAUUCGAAUUAUGAAAUGAAUUUGGAAGGAACUACUUUCAAUGAGUUUGCUGUAACGAUUACAUACUAUUUCUGGGCACUUCUCCCCUCUGAAAAAUCUUUCGUUGAUUUCAAUAAUCCAUCAAGACUCUAUGAACAAGGUCCAGUACAGAUUAUUCGGCAGGUUUUGAAUACAAAUAUCUAUCAGCCAACGCUAAGAGCCAAUGAUGAAGUCAAGAGUGGAUUCUUAAAAGACAACCAUGAGUUCGGAUUAGACUUGAUAUCGAUUGCAUUGAAACAGGGAAGAGAUCAUGGAAUUCCUGGAUACACUGCUUUGAGAGCUAGUUGUGGGCUUGGAAGAAUUGCCUCUUUCAACGACCUCCGUGAAAUUUUCCUUCCUGAAGUCAAAUUUGAGCAAGUUUCAUCUGCCUAUACUCGAGUUGAAGACGUUGAUCUUCUAGUAGGUGUUCUUGCUGAAAAGCCACUGAAGGGAUCACUCGUUGGACCAACUAUGGCAUGCAUUAUCGGAAAACAAAUGCAAAGGACAAGAAGAGCUGAUCGUUUUUGGUAUGAGAACUAUUUUGCUCAAUCGGGAUUCAAUGAGGCUCAGCUUUCUGAAAUCAGAAAUACCAAGCUAGCUGAGAUCAUUUGCUCCAAUAUUGAUAUUCGUAGAAUUCAACGGAAUGUAUUCUUCAGAGAGGACGUUUUCGACAACAUGGCAAUCUCCUGCAAUUCCACAGUCUUGAACAGUCCUGACUUCAAUGAAUGGAGGGAUGCCGAAGGAAAGCCAGUGUUCCCGAUUCGACAGGAAACCAUCGAGAAAGUUAUCAGUCUGGCUAAACGCAAUCUCAAAGACCAGGAACGUAGAGAAAUAUCGAAUUUGAAGCAUAACCAAGGAAGAUUUGUGAAAGGAGAUCCACUUUUCGCAUAUUCAAAUAUGAUGAGAGCAAAGGAAGGCGCUAAGCAAGUCUCGCAAAUCUCUGCGCUUCUAUUAGAAACUACGAAGCUUUUGAUAAAGGGAGAAGGAUUAGAUACGGAUGAGCAACUACCAAAAUUGGAUACACAUACACUUCAGAAGAUCCUUCCUGAUAUUGAUGUCACCUCAUUUGUCAAUAACUAUACAGCUUUCUUAUCAGAGGAUGGACAAUCCAGUCAAGAAGAAUGCAGCCCAAAGAUGCUUCCAUGUGAUCAUACAACUCGCUAUCGUACCUUCAACGGAUGGUGCAACAAUUUGAAGUUCCCAGAAUAUGCCAACUCCUUUGCCCCACUUCGACAUCUUCUUCCACCACAAUAUGACGACGGAUUCGAUGCACCAAGGACCCGCGCAAAAUCUGGAAGACCACUUCCAAAUCCACGUAGAGUUUCGAAUUUGGUAUGCGAGGAUAAGGAUGUAUCUCAUGUAAAGUUCACUCAUAUGGUAAUGCAGUUUGGACAGCUUCUAGACCAUGAGCUGACCCAUUCUCCAGUGGCACGUGGGCCUAAUGAUGAAAUUCUGAAUUGCACAAAGUGUGAUUCACCGGAAAAGAUUUCAGUUCAUUGCAUGCCUAUACGAGUGGAAAAGGACGAUCCAUUCUUCCCAACCAACUACCCGAAUGGAGAACCUAGAUGCCUUCCGUUUGCCCGAUCUCUUCUCGGACAACUCAAUCUCGGAUACCGUAAUCAACUGAAUCAACUGACAGCCUAUGUUGAUGGUUCAGCGAUUUAUGGAUCAACAAAGUGUGAAGCCAAGAAUCUGAGAUUAUUCACACGUGGACUCUUGAACUUUACGGACUUUGGACAUGGUCAAAUGAUGUUGCCGCAGGGAAAUCAAGAAAAAGACUGCAGGUCGACACUUGAGAAGAGGCAUAUGCCAUGCUUUGUUGCAGGAGAUGAACGUAAUUCUCAUCAACCAGGACUCACUAUUAUGCACACAUUCUUUGUCAGAGAACAUAAUAGAAUUGCUAUGCAACUAUCUGCUCUGAAUCCACAAUGGAAUGAUGACACCGUAUUCGAGGAAGCUCGUCGUAUUGUGACUGCUGAAAUGCAACACAUCACUUUUGCUGAAUUCCUUCCAAAAAUUAUAGGCCUAGACCUUCUCAAUGCCCAAAACCUGGUACCCAAGAAAAAUGGAUACUUUGGAGGGUACGAUAACACCUGCGAUGCUUCAAUCUCACAGCCAUUUGCCACUGCAGCAUUCCGAUUCGGACAUACCUUGAUCCGAAGAAUGUUCCCACGUAUGAACUACAACUAUAAGAAUAUGAGUGAGCCUGUGGAUCUCGCCCAGCACUUUGGACACGUCGGGCCUUUGUACGAGCAAGAGAAAGGAGGUAUGGAUUCGAUGUUGAUGGGAUUGCUCGGAACACCAUCAAUGGCAUUCGAUAGACAUAUUACUGACGCGGUUAGAAAUCAUUUGUUCAUGAGAAGAGGCGAGAAGACCAGUGGAAUGGAUCUGAUUGUGUUGAAUAUUCUAAGAGCCAGAGAUCACGGAGUUCAACCUUACAACGAUCUGAGAGAGUUCUGUGGGCUCCGAAGAGCAGUUAAAUGGGAUGAUCUGAAAGGAGAAAUGGAUCAGGAUAACAUCAAUAUUCUGCAAUCACUUUAUGAGUCUGUCGAUGAUGUUGACCUAUUCCCAGGAUUGGUUAGUGAACGACCACUGCGUGGUGCUCUCCUGGGAACAACAAUGUCUUGUAUCAUUGCUGAGCAGUUUGGAAGGCUGAAAAAGUGCGAUCGAUUCUACUAUGAGAAUGAUAACAGCGCGGCAAAGUUCACACCAGGACAGUUGAAUGAGAUUCGGAAGGUGAAGCUUGCAUCAAUCUUCUGCUCGAACAGCAAGUACUUGAAGACAAUUCAGCCGAAUGUGUUUGAUGUCACUGAUGAGUUAACAAAUGCUCAAGUUCCUUGCACAGACAUUCCACAAGUCGACUUAUCCCUUUGGAGGGAAAGAAAAACUUGUGAAAUGAAUGGUAAAAUCAUUGCAUUGGGAGAUUCUGUACAUAUGACUCCUUGUGUAACAUGUACUUGUACUCUGGAAGGUGUUGCGUGUAAUCCAACAAAAGUGGAUAGCUGCGAAAAGCUGACACACAAGUAUCUCUUGACCGACAUUGCAAAGGACACUUCUUGUAUGAUCCAAUGUACUGAUUACAUGAAGAGGGUGUAACAAAAACAUCGGGCCCUAUGAUCUUAAUUAUUAUUUUUAAUUUAUUUGUCCCCAACCAUGUACAUAUGUUUUUCGCCUUCAAUUAUUAUAACUUUAUUCGUUAGUGCAAUGCCAGAUAAUAAACGGAACGACGAUU